CUAGGGAUGUUUCGGCAUUUUUUUAAAAUAUCCGUCCUUGAAAGGUUAAACGAAAACAACAACGAGGACAAAGACCCAGAAUCUAGAAAUGCUUCCUCCCCUACACUUUUUCCUUCCUUUCCAAGAAAUCUUCAAACAUUUUCUCUCAAAUUUUCUCGAGAAAGUUAACCCAACCCAACCCAACCAACCAAACAAACAAACGCAAACUACGACUCCUCUUCACGAAACCUUUACGAAUUUCUCAUUAUAAUUCACAACCAAGAUUCUUUUAUUCCUUCGCAAAACACUAAUUCAAAUUCAAGGUGAAAAUUCCUAAAAACGCUAUCGUUUUGACCAAGAUCUCCAGUUUAAACAGUUAACCACCACCAUGACCUGUCCCACGAACUCCAUAACCUACAACACCUCGCUCUGCGCGUGUCCGCCUGGCCAGCUGGCUGGGCCGGCCACCAGCUGCCAUGUGUACAACGAGAGUUCGGCCUUUGUAGUGGUUUCGGGAGUAGAAGACUACGGCGUGAGUUUUCCGGAGACGUUGUUCUCGUUUGAUACGAUAAAGAAGUUUACUCAGUCGCAGGCGGUGUUCUUGGAGGCCACGCUGGUAAUGGUGCUGAGCUGGCUGCUGAUGUGUUUCUUUCUGAGGUUUAUGAAGGUUGGCGACGGCCGAAACGUUUGGUUUCAACUCCGGUGGUGGAUUAGUCGCCUUGAUGUUUGUUAUGCUACGAGACAUUGGCUGGAUGAUCAGAAGGUGGUUACAAAGAGGAAAACUGAACUUGGCGGUGCUUUUUCAAUAGCAAGUUGGAUACUGUUCAUUGGUCUAUUUGCUGUGUUGGUUUACCAAAUGAUUUCAAAGAGAACAAUUGAGGUGCAUAAUGUGAGAGCUACAAAUGCACCUGACUUAGCUUUGUUCAUGAAUGAUAUGGAAUUUAAUAUAACCACUGUUUCUAGUAUGACCUGUGCAAACUUACGUGGGCUUGGUACUUUAUUUACUGGAAAUCCUGGCUUCAUUGACUUUAGAGUGGCUCCUCUGUCAAAUUUUGUUAACUAUUCCUGUCACAACACAAGUAUUGGCCCGACCCUAAGUUUUAAGUGUAGCAGUUGCCAUCCUUUUCAUGACCAGACCUACAUUUCGUGGCAGUUUGUUGAUCUUCCCAACAAUCCUGCGACUGCUGUUGGUUUUCGUUUCAACCUAACUGCAAAAGCUCAUGGUAUUAAGAAAUAUGUGAGCUUUGUGAGUGGUACGCUGAAGAAUGGAAGUGAUUUUGAUGAUAGACCAGUUACAUUUAGAGGGACAGAUUCAAAUGUUUUGAAAUUUAAUAUAUUUCCCGCACUGUACCAUAAUUUGAAUGAUCUAAGGCUCCUCCAACCUCUUUUUCAUGAGUUUCUACGCGGUUCAUUCUUUCGUGAGACAGCUGCACUGCAGGCAUCCCUUGAACGUUCUAGCGAUGGACUAAUAAACACCACAAUGUAUAUAAACUUUCUCUCAGCCUAUAUUGUUGAGACUGAUAAUCAAAGUAUAAUUGGUCCUGUGAGCUUUGUCGCAGAUCUUGGUGGCCUAUAUUGCUUUAGUAUCGGCAUAUUUUUCUACUUAUUGGUGCAAUGUGAGUUCAGAAUAAAAAAACUCCGCAAUGAAGAUAGCAUUUUGCGGAGAAUUAGAAAUCGUCGAAAAGCUCAAGAUCACUGGGAUAAAUUGAGAAAAUAUGUGAUGUACACUUGGGGUUGCAAGAGUUUGCAAAAUGACUCUGAAGAAAAUAAAAAUGGAUCAACUUGCUGCAAUCCUAGGGUUCCAUCACUUACUAGUAAUGGAGCAUUUCACAAAUCUAGGUCUUUCCUGAAACGAAGUCAAAAAAGGGGCAUGGAUUCUAUCAGUUUUAAGAAAAGCAACUUACCCUCUGAGAAGUAUUUCCACCACACUGCUGAGUAUGUAAUUGUGCAGAGUACUGUUCCAGAGUGCACCAAAUCACAAAAGGUGGAGUUUAGUGUAAAAGGAACUGCAUCAAAUCCUGAGGGGACUCUGUCACUUCCAAAGGGUGAACCUUCUCUGAACCAGGAAUUGCAUAACUCUGAACUGCAUGCUGUAGCCCUUGAUGAUGAUUUUAUCAUUCCCGCUCCACCUCCACUUGGUAACAACUGAUCUUUUAGACUUAAUUACUGAAGGCUGGCUCAGAAGUGGAGAUGUCUGACAUCCAGAAAAGUUUCCAGCAAUUAUACGAGUACAAUGUGACGCUGACAAAUAAGUUAGUCGCUACACAAUCUUUGCUUCAUGAACUAGCAGCUAAAUCUUCGUCUCCGGUGGCAGAAAGCUGAACGUAAUUUUGAAAACACUAAAGAGUUGUUACCCUUGAUCUACCCUUGAUCUUACACAGCUGUUCGUCCUCGGGGUUUGACCUGUUAAGUAUGCAGCCUGGCCGUGACCCCUUGUUGAUCUUCCAGGGUUGUAACUUACAGGCUCACGUCUUGCCGCAUUCAAGGUCACUAUUAAUUGAUGAUAAACAAUGACAAUUUCGUUGAUAUUAUUUGUGUGGUUGCAGCUUUGCUGUAUCUUUCCAAGUAGAAGAUGGCUUCUGGGCAGGCUGCAGUAUAUUUGAGGUUCUUUAUGCGUUUUGUUGAUCUUGCAGAUGAUGUUUGCCAAAGCGAACACGUAAGUCAGUUGGAAGUACCCUGAUUUCUUCGAGUAUAUGUUUUUGUUCUUUAUGAUUAAGAAAAGAAAUUAGGGGAAGAAGAGAGAAACUUGAAAUCAUGCACUUCAUGAUUGAAUUGAUUCAAUUACCUACCAAAUUCUGGUUAUGAGGGGAUUUUCUUCACAUCCAAUGCUUCUAUUCUACUUGGUUUUACCUUGAAGUGUGUAUGACAAUGUAGGGUGAAUAAUGUGAUGGAUAAAGGGUGGGAAUUUCAUAACAUUGUAUUGUGUAGCGAAAGGGAAAAGUUGGAGCAUAAAAGCAAUGAAGUAAGAAAGAGGUUUGAAUGGAAUGUAAUUCAUCUCUUGAUUACUUCCAUAGUUUACCAUUCAUCUCAAGUAGGGUUGGAAAUGGAUCAAGUCAUGAUUCAAGUUUGCAACUUACUGAUAAAAUGUGUUGUAUCCAAUAAUGAAUAAAACUAUAUCGUUUUGAUAA
Molecule: messenger RNA, 3107 nt
Organism: Mangifera indica (mango)
Lineage: Eukaryota; Viridiplantae; Streptophyta; Magnoliopsida; Sapindales; Anacardiaceae
Exons: 9
Coding region: 368-2128 (586 amino acids)
Source: RefSeq, a predicted model, not a curated record